AUGAAGGUUUUUUAUGUUUAUGGACAAUUACAACUACAGGUUCUCUGGAUUGUUAUGGAUGUAGUUUUCUGGAUUUUUACUUUCUUUUUAGUUGAACUACUUUCCAUCAUUAGCAAUCCUGAAACACAAAUCGCUUCAGUCCUAACAAGUAUCAGUGGAGGUUUUCGAAUGUUAAGCAUGGAAACAAGACGUGCAAAAGUUCUUGCAACUUAUGGCUCAAAAGUUUUGAAUUUAAUUAUCUCCAAUAAUAUUUAUCCUACUUACGAACCUACGUUUGCUCCUAUUAAAGAUGCUUUAAGAAUUCACCCUGGUGACAAAUCAAAUACCUCAUUAUAUAUUCCUUCUGAUUUUAACAUCAGCAAUCACUGGGAACCUUCAACCAUUUUUUAUAACCCAGAUGGCAAUUAUAGCUUAGCUGAUAAGUGGGAAAAUAAUAAUUUUUUUUCUAAAGACAUUAUGGUUGACUACGAAGAUUCAAAGUAUAUAGAUGGAACCACAAUUUUUAAUAAAAGUGAUUCAUCAUCUGGGAACUUUUUCAGUUGUGGUUUGACUGAUAAAUGGAGCAGUGUUAUACUCGGGGUUAAUGGUGCUUAUAAUCAUUACAUCAAUUUGCCUGUUGUCCCUAUAUUACCCCAGGUUAUGUGUAUCAAUAAAACAUCAAAUUUAAAUAACAGUGAAUUUAUCGUUCCAUCUGAUUAUCUGGAUCCUUAUUUUGGAAGUAAUCCUGGUGACAAUUUUACAUUAUUUGGAAUCGACAAAACAGCAGGGAAAAUUUUUGCCGGAAGCGUUUCUUAUUAUAACUUUAGAUAUGGCUAUAAUUAUCUUUCAAAUGAACCGGGAUUUUCGUCUGAUCCAUUAAGCUUUUUAAAUAGCACAUUUAAUUCAUUUGACCUCGAUCUAUCUUCUCCUAAUUACAACAUUCUCUUCAACAAAAAUAAUAAUGAUACAACUCUUACAUAUAUGAGAAAUAUCACUAAAAGUCUUUUGAAAUUUAUCGACCUUUAUUAUAACAGCGAUGCUAGUUUUGUUUUGACAUUCACCUUGGGGAAAAAGCUUGAAGGAAACAUUUCUUCAUAUGGCGUCCUACAUAAUAAAGUAACACUUGGAUAUUAUCGAGAAGCAGAUGCUUUAGCUGUUACUCAAAAUGUUUUCACCACCAGAAAUUUUAUCUUUGAAUAUGAUUAUAACAACCAAAAUACAAAUACCCCAAAUUAUUAUUCUAACCUUAUUGAACAAUGGGGUGUUAGUCUCAUUCCGGUUGCCUCAAAUAUCAAGGUAUCAACAUUCGUGUAUACUGUGCUAAGUGAAACUUUGGGUAUAACUGUAAAAGGUUAUGGAGAAUUGGGGUUUUAUUAUCCAGGUAAAGUCAGAUAUAAUGCAACUGCUAUUGCAAUUGCGAUCGCUUCCGCAACUUUAGCAUCUUUGGUUUUGUUUUUUAUUACAAAAGUUAUUCUCUAUAAAUAUCCUCAAGGUAUUCCAACAUAUUAUGGUCUAUUGCAUGAGUAUCAUAAGAACUGUUUAGAUGCCAGUCCUCCAUAUGAUGCUGAGAUUGAACGCCAGUCUAUUUUUAAAAUCAUUGACAAAGCUUAUGAAGGUGCAGGGUAUGAUGGAAAACUGCAGAGAAAUCGAGUUGGAAUUCUAGACGAGGCUUCCAUUAGGGUAGGAACUAAUAAAAAUGGAAUAAUUAAAAGACGAUUUAUAAGAUAA
This is a messenger RNA of Magnusiomyces paraingens, 1707 nucleotides long. RefSeq lists its product as uncharacterized. The transcript is spliced from 2 exons. The record is from RefSeq and is a predicted model, not a curated record. The coding region runs from base 1 to 1707 and encodes 568 amino acids. NCBI's taxonomy places the organism in Eukaryota, Fungi, Ascomycota, Dipodascomycetes, Dipodascales, Dipodascaceae.